AUGAGGAUUACCAGAAGAUGGGAUUCUGGGGAAAUACAGGAGGUAUGACUACUCGGAGAUGAGAUACUCAGGAGUGAUGAUCACUCAGGAGGAUGAGGAUACUCAGGAAGGAUAGGAUUAUCAAGAAGAUGAGAUCUGGAAAGAUGAGAUACCAGGAAGAUGAUGACAUGGAGGAUGAGGAUUACUCGAAGGAUGCAUUUGGAGAAUAGGUGCUCUUGGAUGGCUUGAGUCUAAGUAGUGCUCUGUUGCUGCAAAGUCUUAAACAUCACUCCGUUAAGUCAAGCAUCUCUGCCAGAAACGCGAAGCAGAGAGAGAUGUCGAGCGAGGCAAGCCUGAAGUAGCAUCAGAGAAUAAGUCGGAGCUAGCGAUCCAGAACCGUAGCAUCAAUCGCGGACCGCUAAGAGGAGAGAGCGACGCGAUCCAGCAAGCGAGAGACACGAAAAGCAGACACGCGCUGAGAGGAGUAAAGAAGAAAAGAAAAGAAAAGCAAAGAGACACAAGAUAAGAGCAAGAGAAGCAGAGAGACAGCAGCAUACGACAGUAGAUGAUGAAUCAAGACAGACGAGAGAGAGCAGAGACUCAAAAAGAAUAGAGCCGACCACCCACAAAUACCAUAGCUACCGCGCUACGCCGCCACUUCGCGAGAGUAUCGAUCCGCACGCAGAAUCGCUCAUCCUCUCGUCUCCAUCUCCCCAUUCCUCUCUUCUCUCUAUCUCGUCUCUCUCUACUCCCCUCCCUCUCUUUCUAUCUCUCUCUCCCCUCUCUCUCUUUCUUUCUUUCUCUCCCUCCCUCCCUCCUCUCUCUCUCCCUCCAGCUUCCCAUUCUGGCCUCCUCUGUGGUCAGCCUCUAUUUUCUGGAGCUGACAGAUGUGUUCAAACCUGUGCAGUCGGGUUACAGCUGCAAUGACCGCAGUCUGAGCAUGCCCUACAUCGAGCCGGCGCAGGAGGCCAUCCCCUUCCUCAUUCUCUUCAGUCUGGCCUUCGCUGGACCUGCAGCCACGGUCAGUGUAACCACAAACCUCAUUCCCUAGCUCCCUAUUGGCUGCCUGAAGCAUGUAGCAUCCAAUCCUGGUUCCAGAUCUGUUUGUGCUGUCUUGACAACUCCUAGUGCCAUGCCAAAUAAUGGCCAUAGGAGUUGGAAGGACUCCUGUCAGAUCUGGGACCAUGCUAGUAGCAUCAGUGUGCUCUUCAAUUUACUCUCAUUCCGGUGUUAGGUAAACUCACAGUCAAGGGCCCCCAAUUGCACUACCAAGGGAUCACGUCUAAGGGUUUAGGGCCUGUGUGCUGGCAAACUCACUGUGAGUGUGGAUAGUCCCCCUCUAAGGAUUCUAUAUUUAGUGUACCAGCAAAAUUCACUCUUCAUGUUUCAAUUCUAAGGGUUACUCACGGCCAGCAUGCCCUUAAACUCAGUGUGUUCAUUCCAAAGGGUUCAUCCACAUAUCAGUGCUCACUUCUUAUGGUGUAUUCAUGCUGAAUGAGAGUUUACUCUUAAGGGUUCAGGGAGAAUCCAAAGGGCUUACUUACAAUGUCUGUUUUUUUUCUCCAAAAAAUUAUUACUUUUAAUAACUUAGCAUGCUCAUUUACCUGGAUUUAUCAGAAGGGUUUUCUCCCAAUGGUAUGGUCAGAUGUGUUUACUCAUGCAGAUUAAUUCACUCAUAGGCUAUAGGAUCACUUCUGAGUUUUUUUUCCUGUAGAGUGGUUCCACAUUUAGGGUCUAGUUAAGAACAGGUUUUCAUUAUUUCAUAUCUAAUAUCUCACUCUUCCAGAAGUGUUCUGCUCUUAGGUGUAAGGGUCAAGUGUCAUCAUUUUGCUAAAGGUCAUGGUUUUGUAAUAGUCUCUUCCAUAAAGAUAACAUCUCUAUGUUGUUCUGUCUAUGGUGUUUUCUGUGUUCUAGACACUAGUGAUGUGAGAAAACAGAUGACCUGAAGAUAUCUGGGAGACAGUUUCCCAUGGACUUUUAUGAAAAGUGUUGGCCUAAAACAUAAUGUCCUGGUUUUGCUGGUUGAUGAUCAUCCUAAUUCUCCAUUAAUUUGACUUGUUAUUUUCAUACAAUUCUUAGCAUCACCCUGCUGCUGCUCUCUCUCUACGCUCCUCAGCAAAAAUUCCUCUGACAGCGUCUCGCUUGGCGACACAUUCUCUUUCUCUCCUUCAACUGUUAUCACCUAGGCAACCUGCGGGGUGGUGCUUCUUGCAGUGUCAUGCCUUGUCUCUCAGGCCUGUCCAGUUUGGCUGGCCUUGUCUCUCAGGCCCGUACAGUUUGGCUGGCCCUGUCUCUCAGGCCUUUAAGGUUUGGCUGGCCUUGUCUCUCAGGCCCGUACAGUUUGGCUGGCCUUGUCUCUCAGGCCCGUACAGUUUGGCUGGCACUGUCAGCUUUGAUUGGACUGCCGCCCACCGUCAGAACAUCAACACAGGCAGACAGAUAGAAAGACAGAUUUGAUGACUUAAAAACAGCUUCCCAGUGAAGGGUUUUCUUGUUUGCUUUUAUGCUUGAAUGACUUGGUCUCGAUGUGUGGUCGAAACACACAGAUUAGUCUACAUUUACAUUUUAGUCAUUUAGCAGACGCUUUUAUCCAGAGCGACUUACAGGAGCAAUUAGGGUUAAGUGCCUUGCUCAAGGGCACAUCGACAGAUUUUUCACCUAGUCAGCUCGGGGAUUAGAACCAGCAACCUUUCGGUUACUGGCACAACACUCUUAACCACUAAGCUACCUGCCAACCCACUUGGUUUCUCUAUGUUGCUUUCUUUUACUUUAGCUAUGGUGACGUUAUUACACUAGGACACUAGCUUUGCAGGCAAAUUGGAUACGGUUCAGAUAUUUAGCUGCGACUUGUACUCUAAUUCCUUUUGUUGAAAAUAAAUAGGUCACUAUUUCAUACAUCUUUAGUAUUACACACAAAAACUACAGACAACCAUAUAAUACAAAACCAUACUAAAAGCCUUUCAGUAUAAUGGCUUAUGAGUUUGCCUCUAGCAACAUGUUCUAUGAUGGUUAAUGCAACUCCUAUUGCUCUCCUUGAGUCAUUAACUUCAUAUUGGGUCCCUUGUUUGAGAUAUACAGUAUCAUCUAUAACAUCAAUACACUGCAGCAGGAGAUAUGAUUGCCUUGACUAUAUAUCCUGCCUGUUUAAUUUGUUCCCACUCACUGAUCCUCUAAUUAUUAAAGGAAAUGCAGGCAAUGAACUAUUAAAUGUAAUGUGCCUCCUACUGUGCCGAACGCACACGUUACACUAUACAGUAUAGGUACAGUAGUAAUUGCUCCUAGAAUAAAACAACAACAACAUAGACUGUUAAAGAACAGCAACACAAUUUGACAAUUAAUACUAAUUGUUCAGAGAACGCCUGCCUAUGUAUCUAGUGAAAUCUCCCCUGCUGGUUAGAUGAUUCAACCCAGAAGUUUAGUGUUUCCACACAGGUCAGUUGUUUCUCCCCCACAGGUGAGAUAGCUGUCAUGGGGAGUCCAGUUAGUGUAGCUGUUCCACAGGCAGACAGUUAGUGUAGCUGCCCCACAGGCAGACAGUUAGUGUAGCUGUACCACAGGCAGACAGUUAGUGUAGCUGCCCCACAGGCAGACAGUUAGUGUAGCUGUACCACAGGCAGACAGUUAGUGUAGCUGCCCCACAGGCAGACAGUUAGUGUAGCUGCCCCACAGGCAGACAGUUAGUGUAGCUGUACCACAGGCAGACAGUUAGUGUAGCUGCCCCACAGGCAGACAGUUAGUGUAGCUGCCCCACAGGCAGACAGUUAGUGUAGCUGCCCCACAGGCAGACAGUUAGUGUAGCUGUACCACAGGCAGACAGUUAGUGUAGCUGCCCCACAGGCAGACAGUUAGUGUAGCUGCCCCACAGGCAGACAGUUAGUGUAGCUGCCCCACAGGCAGACAGUUAGUGUAGCUGCCCCACAGGCAGACAGUUAGUGUAGCUGCCCCAUUGUCAGGCUGUCAGUGUAGCUGCCUCAUUGUCAGGCUGUCAGUGUAGCUGCCUCAGAGGCACGUAGUUGUUUUAGCUGAUUCACAAGCAGAAGGCUCAGGUUGUGGAGCAGCCCUGCAUUGACUUUAGCGAUCUCUCCUUCCCUAACAGCUGCUGCUAUCGACAGGCAACUCAUAACUGAGAUUAUGAAUAAUUUAUCUGUCAGUUGGUGUCAUUGCCAUUUCAAUUCCAGUCAAUUCAGGAAUGGAAUUGCACUCCUAUUAAUAAAUUAAUUAUUUGGUCUAAUUAUUCAACAUACAGGAAUUAAACCCUCACUCUGCCUGUCCUUUCUGUCGAAUUUCUCCCUAGAUAAUGAUAGGAGAGGGUAUCCUGUAUUGCUGUCUGUCCAGGAAAAAGAGUGGGGUCAAAACAGAGGCCAAUAUCAACGCAGCUGGCUGCAAUUUCAACUCGUAUAUACGGCGAGCUGUUCGGUUUGUUGGUAAGUUUUGGUAUUUUCUCAAUUAUGACAUUUUGAAAAACACAUGGUGUAUCUUACCUCUCAAAACGCACACACUCUGUGGGACCUGGCUGUGUAGUGAACACCCACAUUUUCUGUAUAGUGUUUUGUGUUGUCUUUUGGUGAUUAGCUGAUUAAUAUCUCCCUUGCUCUCCCUCUUUCUGUCCCCACCUCUGCGGAUUCUCUCUCCCUCUCCCCUCUCUCUCCCCUCUCUCUCUACCAGGGGUCCAUGUAUUUGGCUUAUGCAUCACGGCUCUCAUCACUGACAUCAUCCAGCUGUCGACGGGUUACCACGCCCCCUACUUCCUGACAGUGUGUAAACCCAACUACACCACGCUUAACAUGACCUGUGACGACAGCUCCUUCAUCAUAGAGGACAUCUGUUCUGAUGGAGCAGACCCAGCCAUCAUCAACGCUGGCAGGUCAGAGUGCUGAUCUAGGAUCAUUUUUGACAGGGGGAGAUCUGCAUUCCUACUCUGAGACGGUUUAUGGAUACAGGCCCAGUAAACAAGACUGUUCUGAAAAUGUGUUUUAAAAAUGCAUAGAGAUUUGAAUGAUGCAUGCCCCAUCACCCUCAGGAGUAACUAGAUGGUUGGUAGAACAUGUGGUUGACCAUGGCAGUAAAACUUAUGAAUGAUCUCCACUGUGUCUGUGGAAACAGGUGUAGGGUGAAGUUGCACCUAGACCAGGGGGGGUUAUUUUGGGAUAAAUAAAAAUACUCCAGACCUCUUGAAUGUCUAAAACUAGAUAGAAAGUAUGUUGAAAUUAUAAUGGACCUAUAUAAUUUCAAAUAACUGCCCUUUUGCUGGCACGCAAAUCGCUUUUGACAAACAAAUCAGCCUGAAUAAAAAUCUGUGCGGCCCUCCGCUGAAUUUUGAAAUCCUGAUGUGGCCCCUUGAGGCAAACAUUUUUGCCCACCCCUGUCCUAGACACUGAUCAUGGGUCAGUUUUGCUUUUUCCACACUAAUGGUUACGAUUAGGACUAGUGGAGGGGAAGCUGAUCCUAGAUUUUAACGUAGGGGAAACUUCACCUUGGAGCUUGGAAACACAGGCUCUGAAACGGUGCUUUUCAAGUGGCCUGCAAGGUCAUCUCUAGUGGGUUACCACAGAGGGUCAUUAGCAUACCUCUGUAAUGUAGUAAAGUUUGAAACAGUAUACAGUGCCUUCAGAAAGUAUUCAUACCCCUUGACUUACUCCACAUUUUGUUGUGUUACAGCCUGAAUUCAAAAUGUGUUCAAUUGAUUUUUUUGUCAUACCCAUCAACACACAAUAUCCCAUAAUGACAAAGUGAAAACAUGUUUUUAGAAAUUGUUGCUAAUUUAUUGAAAAUGAAAUGCAGAAAUAUCUAAUUUACAUAAGUAUUCACACCCCUGAGUCAAUACAUGUUAGAAUCACCUUUGGCAGCAAUUAAAGCUGUGUUGACAUACAUUAGAAUGCUAUCCCACUGGGAACAGACGUCAGUUCAACAACUAGUUUUGAUUUACAUUUGGUUGAGUUGUCAACUAACGUGAAUUCAACGUUAAAUGUAAAAAAAAAAAUCCCAUGAUUGAUGACUUUUUAAAAAUCCAAUCAGUUCUCCACGUUGAUUUAACGUCAUCACAUUGAUAUAUAUAUUUUUUGCCACAUAAAAAAUACUAUAGUAGUAUACAGAAACUGUAGUAUACUGUAGGAUACUUUACUACACACUGUAGUAUCCCUCGAUCAUGUGUUUUACUUAGUAUAGAAUUUUGUAUUAUACUGUAAAAUACUAUACUAAACAGUACAGUAUUAUCCACAAAAUAAAAUAUCUGCAAAAACACUACAGUCCGCAAAAACACUAAAAUAAUUUAACUAUAGUAAAUACUACAGUAUUUAACCCUACCCAUUCCCCUCCCCCAUAUCCCAAUUUGUGCUACCUGUAAAUGAGAAACCUACAUGCCAAGGAUAGACGAUAUAUUGUGUUCCCUACAGGUUAUAGAAAAGAGCAGAAGCUAUGAACUAUCCGAUCAGACCUACUGCUUAUGAAAAAUAUUCUCUUUUACUAUAUCUCCAGUAGGUUUCCUCAAGGAGAUAAUACAACAAAAACACUUUAGUAAAUACUACAGUAAUGUCCCCAAAAACACUAGAGUAAAUACCACAGUAUACUGUAUUACAGUCCGCAAAAACACUAUAAUAAAUACUACAGUAUACUACAGUCCGCAAAAACACAACAGUAAUUUCUAUAGUAUAUACUACAUUUUUUUUUCAGUACAGUAUUUAUACUAUAGUAAACUGUAAAUACAACAGUAAACCACAGUAAAUACUACAGUAUUUACUGUAAUGUUUUUGCAGACUUUAGUCCUAAAAAAAACUAUAGGGAAUACUACAGUAUGUGGGAUGACGUGGAAACAACGUUGAUUCAACCAGUUUUUGCCCAGUGGGGUAUUACAAAAUGCUCAUUAGCAAUGUUAAUAAUAGCGCUAGCUUGCGGAAAAACACCCAGAGACAUUUGUUUGUUAAAGGCACUUAAUGUCUCCACCAAGUCACUGGUUUACCCAUAAUGAAUACUGUGUCUGACUCACUGUACAAUGUAGCAGUCCUAGCUAUGGUCUGCUGGUACCGCAGUGAGAAGAAAGCGAGGAAAACUGAAGAUGGCGUUUCUACAACCCACUCAGUUCAUCCCCGGUGCACUUACAAAACAGGGAAUGUUGUGGCAGACCUGCCUGCACCCACACAUAGCCCAGGCAGCCGAGCGUUUCACAGCUAUCAUUUUCAGCUCUUACCCCGGCUGUCAGUUCCUGUUUACUCAUCAAUAUGCGGAAUGUGUGCUGUGUGUUUUCUGUUCUGUCCAGCCUCUCAGGAAGGGAAGUUGGCCUGUGAACAUUUGCCCUACCUACGGUAUCGAUAUUAGAAAGUCCCUCAGUUGUCAGACAAAACUCGCUUUUAAGUCCCUUAAGGGUGCUGUUUUUGCAUUGUACAAAUUAUGUAGGGUAUGGAAUACUCUAGUAGACAAGUGGGUCUGGACCAUAUACAAAUGGUGGCUACAGCACAGUCAGCUUGGCCAACAUUUUAUUAAAGUAAAUAAAGGGCUAUUUGUUGACUUUAUUCCUUGCUGGCAAGUUAGCUCAGGCUUGGGAUAUGACAAAAGCCUGCUAUGCUUAUGUGCUCAUAAUAUGGUCAGUGAUUUGAGGGGCAAAUAAAACCAACUCACUGCUGUGGCAAUGCGAUCAUAGGUUGUACCCUUUACGGUGGAUUUCCUUUUAGAAUCUGUCUCACUAUCUCUCAAGCAGAAGAUUGAAAUGACUGUCUCCCUCCCCUGUCGUUCUAGAAAGUCCUUUCCCUCGCAGCAUGCCACUCUGGCCGCCUUCGCUGCUGUCUAUAUCUCUGUAAGUAAUCCAGCUACAAACACACACACACACACACACACAUACUGUAGGCGUACACACGCAUGUACGUGCAUACAGACACACACACAGAUGCAUAUGCAUGCACACACACACAUGUACACACACGCCCAUGCACACACACACACAGAAACACACACACAGAAGCACACACACACACACACAGAAACACACACACACACACAGAAACACAUACACACACAGAAAAACACACACACACGCACACAUAUCUCUCUACUCUCUCUACUGCCUCACAGCAAUCUGAUAUUACUGGUUCUCAUCCAAGUGUACUGGAUGCUGCUCUACGAUGUGUUACUCUACAAAUGUUUUCCACCUUCAUUUGAGAUUAUUACUGUAUUUCCUGCAGUCAAAUGACAAAAUCACCUUCUAGAGGCCUCAUGGGUGGAAUGUUAUUAAUAUUUUUUAUUUUUUAUUCCGCAAGCUAUAAUUUUUUUUAAAAAAGAAUGCAGAAAAUCUGGUGUUUAUGUCAAACGGUUUUGUUAUAUUUCAGUCUCCUGUGAUGUGCACUACAUGACCAAAAGUAUGUGGACACCUGCUUGUCGAACCUCUCAUUACAAAAUCAUGGGCAUUAAGAUGGAGUUGGUCCCCCCUUUGCUGCCAUAACAACCUACACUCUUCUGGGAAGGCUUUCCACUAGAUGUUGGAACAUUGCUGCGGGGACUUGCUUCCAUUCAGCCACAAGAGCAUUAGUGAGGUUGGGCACUUAUGUUGGGCAAUUAGGCCUGGCUCGCAGUCUGUGUUCCAAUUCAUACUCCCGAGUGGCGCAGUGGUCUAAGGCACUGCAUCGCAGUGCUAGCUGUGCCACUAGAGAUCCUGGUUCGAGUCCAGGCUCUGUCGCAGCCAGCCGCGACCGGGAGACCAAUGGGCGACACACAAUUGGUCCAGUGUCGUCCAAGGUAGGGGAGGGUUUGGCCGGCAGGGAUGUGGGUUAGUUUCCCACGGGGGGCGGUAUGAAAAAAUAAAUAAUUAUGCAUUCACUAACUGUAAGUCGCUCUGGAUAAGAGCGUCUGCUAAAUGACUAAAAAAAAUAAAAUGUAAAAAAAAUCCCAAAGGUGUUCGAUGGGGUUGAGGUCAGGGUUAGUGAAUGUAUGCAUUCACUAACUGUAUGUCGCUCUGGAUAAGAGUGUCUGCUAAAUGACUCAAUGACUAAAAAAAAUAACUUUAAAAAAUAAAAUGUAAAAAAAAUCCCAAAGGUGUUCGAUGGGGUUGAGGUCAGGACUCUGUGCAGGCCAGUCAAGUUCUUCCACACUGAUCUCAACAAACCAUUUCUGUAUGGACCUCUCUUUGCACACGGGGGCAUUGUCAUGCUGAAACAGCAAAGGGCCUUCCCCAAACUGUUGCCACAAGGUUGGAAGCACAGAAUUGUCUCGAAUGUAAUUGUAUGCUGUAGCGUUAAGAUUUCCCUUCACUUGAACUAAGGGGCCUAUUUUUUUUAUAUUUUUUAUUUUUUAUUUAACCUUUAUUUAACCAGGUAAGCCAGUUGAGAACAAGUUCUCAUUUACAACUGCGACCUGGCCAAGAUACUGGCCUAGCCCGAUCAAUGAAAAACAGCCCCAGACCUUAUUCCUCCUCCACCAAACUUUACAGUUGGCACAAUGCAUUGGGGCAGGUAGCGUUCUCCGGCAGAGCCGAUGUUGCUCCUAGACGUUUUUUACUUCACAGUAACAACACUUAGAGUUGACAGGGGCAGCUCUAGCAGGGCAGACAUUUUACCAACUGACUUGUUGGAAAGGUGGCAUCCUAUGACAGUGCUACAUUGAAAGUCACUGAGCUCUUCAGUGAGGCCAUUCUACUGCCAAUGUUUGUCUAUGGAGAUUGCAUGGCUGUGUGCUCGCUUUUAUACACCAUUCAGCAACGGGUGUGGCUGAAAUAGCCAAAUACACUCAUUUGAAGGGGUGUCCACAUACUUUUGUAUAUAUUGUGUAUAUAAUGUGUAAUAUUGGGAUGCAAACGCUAUAUCUGACGCGGUACAGAUGUUUUCUUUUUUCUAAGCCCAUAACCAUGUGUGUGAGGUUUAUACUUAUUUUUCAAAGUAGAUUGGUUUAAGACUACCAAGAAACACUCCGUGUGACGCUGAUUUAGCCCACUGCAGUAAAAGGUUUUAAUGUUCUCCAAAACAUGAAUCAUCCUUGUAAUGAUUGAAUUGGACUGCAGUCGUAAUGCAAAUCAAGUUUCGAACAAGGGGCUACCUCCAUUUGAAGUUAAAAGUCCUUUGUUUAUAGUAUAUUGAUUCCAGGCCUCUCUACAAACAAGAACAAUUUGUUCAGAGUAGAAUCCUUAAUUAAACUGGAUAUACGGUGGCAAUAUAUAACUGUAUAGAAGACAGCUGAAUUAUUAGCUGUAUGGCAUCCAUACUAUGAAGUCUUUAGUUAGUUAGUUGGCGACUUCCUACUAUGGAUGCCGGAGUGUAUCGCUCCUCUCUUCUCCAGAUGUACUUCAACGCUACGUUGACGGAAUCCUCCAAGCUGCUGAAGCCCCUGUUGGUCUUCUCCUUCAUCAUGGGUGGCAUCAUCUGUGGGCUCACCCGCAUCAUCCAGUUCAAGAACCACGCCAUCGAUGUCUACUGUGGCUUCCUCAUCGGAGGAGGGAUUGCCGUCUACCUGGUGAGAUGCUCUAGUAGAGCUCUAGUAGAGCUACAGAUGCCGUAUCUUAAUUUGAUCAUGCUGUUGUUGCAGGAAUUUAUCUGCACAGCAGGAAAUGCAAACGUGUAGUCCAUUUGAGGUUUAAAAAGGCUUCUAAAGUUUUUAAUUUCCCCUUAAAAAUGUCAGACUUGAUUAGCCCUAACAAAAAAUGUAUCAACCCCUAAAAAAAAAGGCCUUUAAUUAUAAUCCACUUAAUAAUUCAAAUUUCCUGUUGCUGCAGGAUUAUUUUCCUUUUGUGAGAAGCUGGAUCAAAUUAAGGUACGGCAUCUGUAGUAUAUCUCUAGUAAAUCUAGUAUAUCUCUAGUGGAUCACUGACCUUCUAGGUCUUGGUCUGGGUACAUUAACUGGUGAUACACUCUACUUCUGUAGAUGUAGGCUGCACUGCCAGUAGCACCUUAUCCCCUAUAAAGUGGACUACAUUUUCUGGGCAAAAGUAGUACACUAUAUAGGGGAUAUGGUGCCAUUUGGGACACAUCCCUGGGCUCUUCAGUCCUGGUCCUGGAGACCGACAGGAGGUGCAGGUUUUUGUUGUUCUAGUCCAUGUUGUAACAUACCUGGCUGAUUCACCUAGUCAAUUAAAUAACAGGUCAAAUUGAUAAGUUGAAUUAGGUGUGUUAGUACCGGGAUGGAACAAAAGCCUGCAUACCCGAUGGGUCACCAGGACCAGGAUUGGAGAGCACUAAUCUGAAGAUUAAUCUCAUUGAAACCAUUCAAACGAAGGAGCUGAUCGUGGACUUCAGGAGACAGCAGAGGGAGCACGCCCCCAUCCACAUCCACGGGGCCGCAGUGCAGAAGGUGAAAAGCUUCAAGUUCUUCGGUGUACACUUCACUGACAAUCAGAAAGGGUCCACCCACACAGACAGUGUGGUGAAUAAAGCACAACAGCGGCUCUUCAACCUCAGGAGGCUGAAUAAAUUUGUCUUGGCCCCUAAGACCCUUACAAACUUUAACAGAUGCACCAUUUAGAGCAUCCUGUUGGGUUGUAUCACUGCCUGGUACGGCAACUGCACUGCCCGCAACUGCACUGCCCGCAACCGCAGGGCUCUCCAGAGGGUGGUGUGGUCUGCCCAACACAUCACUGGGGGCACUCUACCUGCCCUUCAGGACAUCUACAGCACCCGAUGUCACAGGAAGGCCAAAAAGAUCAUCAAGGACAUCAACCACCCGAGCCACUGCCUGUUCACCCCGCUAUCAUCCAGAAGGCGAGGCAGAACAGGUGCAUCAAAGCUGGGACAGAGAGACUGAAAAACAGCUUCUAUCUCAAGGCCAUUAGACUGUUAAAUAGUAAUCACUAGCCGGCCUCCACCGAGUACCCUGACAUGAACAUAGACACUGUCACUAGCCGACUACCACCCGGUUACUCUACCAUGCACCUUAGAGACUGCUGCCCAAUGUACAUAGACAUGGAACACUGGUCACUUUAAUAAUGGAACACUGGUCACUUUAAUAAUGUUUCCAUACUGUUUUACUCAUUUAAUAUGUACAGUGAGGGAAAAAAGUAUUUGAUCCCCUGCUGAUUUUGUACGUUUGCCCACUGACAAAUAAAUUAUUAGUCUAUAAUUUUAAUGGUAGGUUUAUUUGAACAGUGAGAGACAGAAUAACAACAACAAAAUCCAGAAAAAUGCAUGUCAAAAAUGUUAUAAAUUGAUUUGCAUUUUAAUGAGGGAAAUAAGUAUUUGACCCCCUCUCAAUCAGAAAGAUUUCUGGCUCCCAGGUGUCUUUUAUACAGGUAACGAGCUGAGAUUAGGAGCACACUCUUAAAGGGAGUGCUCCUAAUCUUAGUUUGUUACCUGUAUAAAAGACACCUGUCCACAGAAGCAAUCAAUCAAUCAGAUUCCAAACUCUCCACCAUGGCCAAGACCAAAGAGCUCUCCAAGGAUGUCAGGGACAAGAUUGUAGACCUACACAAGGCUGGAAUGGGCUACAAGACCAUCGCCAAGCAGCUUGGUGAGAAGGUGACAACAGUUGGUGCGAUUUUUCGCAAAUGGAAGAAACACAAAAGAACUGUCAAUCUCCCUCGGCCUGGGGCUCCAUGCAAGAUCUCACCUCGUGGAGUUGCAAUGAUCAUGAGAACGGCGAGGAAUCAGCCCAGAACUACACGGGAGGAUCUUGUCAAUGAUCUCAAGGCAGCUGGGACCAUAGUCACCAAGAAAACAAUUGGUAACACACUACGCUGUGAAGGACUGAAAUCCUGCAGCGCCCGCAAGGUCCCGCUGCUCAAGAAAGCACAUAUACAGGCCCGUCUGAAGUUUGCCAAUGAAUGUCUGAAUGAUUCAGAGGAGAACUGGGUGAAAGUGUUGUAGUCAGAUGAGACCAAAAUCGAGCUCUUUGGCAUCAACUCAACUCACCGUGUUUGGAGGAGGAGGAAUGCUGCCUAUGACCCCAAGAACACCAUCACCACCGUCAAACAUGGAGGUGGAAACAUUAUGCUUUGGGGGUGUUUUUCUGCUAAGGGGACAGGACAACUUCACAGCAUCAAAGGGACGAUGGACAGGGCCAUGUACCGUCAAAUCUUGGGUGAGAACCUCCUUCCCUCAGCCAGGGCAUUGAAAAUGGGUCGUGGAUGGGUAUUCCAGCAUGACAAUGACCCAAAACACACGGCCAAGGCAACAAAGGAGUGGCUCAAGAAGAGGCACAUUAAGGUCCUGGAGUGGCCUAGCCAGUCUCCAGACCUUAAUCCCAUAGAACAUUUGUGGAGGGAGCUGAAGGUUCGAGUUGCCAAACAUCAGCCUCGAAACCUUAAUGACUUGGAGAAAAUCUGCAAAGAGGAGUGGGACAAAAUUCCUCUUGAGAUGUGUGCAAACCUGGUGGCCAACUACAAGAAACGUCUGACCUCUGUGAUUGCCAACAAGGGUUUUGCCACCAAGUACUAAGUCAUGUUUUGCAGAUGGGUCAAAUACUUAUUUCCCUCAUUAAAAUGCAAAACAAUUCAUAACAUUUUUGACAUGCUUUUUCUGGAUUUUCUUUGUUGUUAUUCUGUCUCUCACUGUUCAAAUAAACCUACCAUUAAAAUCAUAUGUCAAAUCAUGUCUUUGUCAGUGGGCAAACAUACAAAAUCAGCAGGGGAUCAAAUACUUUUUUCCCUCACUGUAUAUACUGUAUUCUUGUCAAGGCCAUCCUAUUCAACUAUUGCUGUAUAUACAGUUGAAGUCGGAAGUUUACAUACACCUUAGCCAAAAACAUUUAAACUCAGUUUUUCACAAUUCCUGACAUUUAAUCCUAGUAAAAAUUCCCUGUCUUAGGUCAGUUAGGAUCACCAAUUUAUUUUAAGAAUGUGAAAUGUCAGAAUAAUAGUAGAGAGAAUGAUUUAUUUCAGCUUUUAUUUAUUUCAUCACAUUCCCAGUGGGUCAGAAGUUUACAUACACUCAAUUAGUAUUUGGUAGCAUUGCCUUUAAAUUGUUUAACUUGGGUCAAAUGUUUCGGGUAGCCUUCCACAACCUUCCCACAAUAAGUUGGGUGAAUUUUGGCCCAUUCCUCCUGACAGAGCUGGUGUUACUGAGUCAGGUUUGUAGGCCUCCUUGCUCGCACACGCUUUUUCAGUUCUGCCCACACAUUUUCUAUAGGAUUGAGGUCAGGGAUUUGUGAUGGCCACUCCAAUACCUUGACUUUGUUGUCCUUAAGCCAUUUUGCCACAACUUUGGAAGUAUGCUUGGGGUCAUUGUCCAUUUGGAAGAUCCAUUUGCGACCAAGCUUUAACUUCCUGACUGAUGUCUUGAGAUGUUGCUUCAAUAUAUCCACAUAAUUUUCCUUCCUCAUGAUGCCAUCUAUUUAGGUAAGUACACCAGUCCCUCCUGCAGCAAAGCACCCCCACAGCAUGAUGUUGUGUUCUUCGGCUUGCAAGCAACCCCCUUUUUCCUCCAAACAUAACAAUGGUCAUUAUGGCCAAACAGUUCUAUUUUUGUUUAAUCAGACCAGAGGACAUUUCUCCAAAAAGUACAAUCUUUGUCCCCAUGUGCAGUUGCAAACCGUAGUCUGGCUUUUUUAUGGCGGUUUUGGAGCAGUGGCUUCUUCCUUGCUGAGCGGCCUUUCAGGUUAUGUCGAUAUAGGACUCGUUUUACUGUGGAUAUAGAUACUUUUGUACCUGUUUCCUCCAGCAUCUUCACAAGGUCCUUUGCUGUUGUUCUGGGAUUGAUUUGCACUUUUCGCACCAAAGUACAUUCAUCUCUAGGAGACUUAACGCAUCUCAUUCCUGAGUGGUAUGACGGCUGCGUGGUCCCAUGGUGUUUAUACUUGCGUACUAUUGUUUGUACAGAUGAACGUGGUACCUUCAGGCGUUUGGAAAUUGCUCCCAAGGAUGAACCAGACUUGUGGAGGUCGACAAUAAUUUUUCUGAGGUCUUGACUGAUUUCUUUUGAUUUUCAUAUGAUGUCAAGCAAAGAGGCACUGAGUUUGAAGUUAGGCCUUGAAAUACAUCCACAGGUACACCUCCAAUUUACUCAAAUGAUGUCAAUGAACCUAUCAGAAGCUUCUAAAGCCAUGACAUCAUUUUCUGGAAUUUACCAAGCUGUUUAAAGGCACAGUCAACUUAGUGUAUGUAAACUUGUGACCCACUGGAAUUGUGAUACAGUGAAUUAUAAGUGAAAUAAUCUGUCUGUAAACAAUUGUUGUAAAAAUUACUUGUGUCAUGGACAAAGUAGAUGUCCUAACCGACUUGCCAAAACUAUAGUUUGUUAACAAGAAAUUUGUAGAGUGGUUGAAAAACGUGUAUGAAAACUUCCGACUUCAACUGUAUACUAUUCUAUCCUUCGUAUUCUACAGAUAUACUAAAUGUUCUAUCCACAGACUGUCCAAAAUGUCUAUACAUCCCAUCAUAUAUAUGUAGUUCAUUCGGAAAUUAUUCAGACCCCUUGACUUUUUCCACAUUCUGUUACAUUACAGCCUUAUUCUAAAAUUGACUAAAUUGUUUUUUCAAUCUACACACAAUACCCCAUAAUGACAAAGAAAAAACAUUAAUUUAUUAAAAAUUAAAAAUACCCUUUACUCAGUGCUUUGUUGGAGCACCUUUGGCAGCGAUUGCAGCCUCGAGUCUUCUUGGGUAUGACGCUACAAGCUUGGCACACCUGUAUUUGGGGAGUUUCUCCCAUUCUUCUCUGUAGAUCCUCUCAAGCUCUGUCAGGUUGGAUGGGGAGCGUUGCUGCACAGCUAUUUUCUGGUCUCUCCAGAGAUGUUCGAUCAGGUUCAAGUCCGGGCUCUGGCUGGGCUACUCAAGGUAAUUCAGAGACUUGUCCUGAAGCCACUCCUUCAUUGUCUUGGUUGUGUGCUUAGGGUCGUUGUCCUGUAUUACUUUGCCCCAGUCUGAGGUCCUGAGUGCUCUGGAGCAGGUUUUCAUCAAGGAUCUCUGUGUACUUUGCUCUGUUCAUCUUUCCUGACUAGUCUCCCAGUCCCUGUCGCUGAAAUACAUCCCCACAGCAUGAUGCUGCCACCACCAUGCUUCACUGUAGGGAUGGUGCCAGAUUUCCUCCAGACGUGACACUUGGCAUUCAGGCCAAAGAGUUCAAUCUUGGUUUCAUCAGACCAGAGAAUCUUUUUUCUCAUGGUCUGAAAGUCCUUUAGGUGCCUUUUGGCGAACUCCAAGUGGGCUGUCAUGUGCCUUUUACUGAGGAGUGGCUUCCGUCUGGCCACUCUACCAUAAAAGCUUGAUUGGUGGAGUGCUGCAGAGAUGGUUGUCCUUCUGGAAGGCUCUCCCACCUCCACAGAGGAACUCUGGAGCUCUGUCAGAGUGACCACUGGGUUCUUGGUCACUUCUGACCAAUGCCCUUCUCCCCCGAUUGCUCAGUUUGGCCGGGUGGCCAGCUCUAGGAAGAGUCUUGGUGGUUCCAAACUUCUUCUAUUUAAGAAUGAUGGAGGCCACUGUGUUCUUGGGGACCUUCAUUGCUGCAGAAAUGUUUUGGUACCCUUCCCCAGAUCUGUGCCUUGACACAAUCCUGUCUCGGUGCUCUACGGACAAUUCCUUCGACCUCAUGGCUUGGUUUUUGCUCUGACAUGCGCUGUCAACUGUGGGACCUUAUAUAGACAGGUGUGUGCCUUUGCAAAUCAUGUCCAAUCAAUUGAAUUUACCACAGGUGGACUCCAAUCAAGUUGUACAAUCAACUCAAGGAUGAUCAAUGGAAACAGGAUCCACCUGAGCUCAGUUUCGAGUCUGAUAGCAAAGGGUCUGAAUACUUAAGGUAUUUAUGUUUUUUAUUUUUAAUAAAUUUGCAAACAAAUCUAAAAACCUGUUUUCACUUUGUCAUUAGUUGGUAUUGUGUGUACUGUAGAUUGAUAAUACUUAUUCUUUAUUUAAUCAAUUUUAGAAUAAGGCUGUAACAUAACAAUAUGUGGAAAAAGUGAAGGGGUCUGAAUACUUUCCGAAUGCACUGUGUAUAUACAGUACCAGUCAAAAGUUUGGACACACCUACUGAUUCCAGGGUUUUUCUUUAUUUUUACUAUUUUCUACAUUGUAGAAUAAUAGUGAAGACACCAAAAUGAUGAAAUAACACAAAUGGAAUCAUGUAGUAACCAAUAAAGUGUUAAACAAAUCAAAAUAUAUUUUGUAUUUGAGAUUCCUCAAAUAGACACUCUUUGCCUUGAUGACUAUGUAAAUGACAGCUUUGCACACUCUUAGCAUUCUCUCAACCAGCUUCACCUGGGAUUCUUUUCCAACAGUCUUGAAGGAGUUCCCACAUAUGCUGAGGAAUUGUUGGCUGCUUUUCCUUUACUCUGCGGUCCGACUCAUCCCAAUUAAUUGAGUUGAGUUUGGGGGAUAGUGGAGGCCAGGUCAUCUGAUGCAGCACUCCAUCACGCUCCUUCUUGGUAAAAUAGCCCUUACACAGCCUGGAGGUGUGUUGGGUCAUUGUCCUGUUGAAAAACAAAUGAUAGUCCCACUAAGCCCGAACCAGAUGGGAUGGUGUAUCACUGCAGAAUGCUGUUGUAGCCAUGCUGGUUAAGUGUGCCUUGAAUUCUAAAUUUAUCACAGACAGUGUCACCAGCAAAGCACCCCCACACCAUAACACCUCCUCUUCCAUGCUUUGCGGUGGGAAAUACAAAUGCGGAGAUCACAUCGCGUUUCACAUAGCCACAGCGGUUGGAACCUAAAAUCUCCAAUUUGGACUCCAUACCAAAGGACAAAUUUCCCCCGGUCUAAUGUCCAUUGCUCAAGUUUCUUGGACCAAGCAAGUGUCUUCUUCUUAUUGAUGUCCUUUAGUAGUGGUUUCUUUGCAGCAAUUCGACCAUGAAGGCCUGUUUCACACAGUCAGCCCUGUACAGUUGAUGUUGAGAUGUGUCUGUUACUUGAAUCUGUGAAGCAUUUAUUUUGGGCUGCAAUUUCUGAGGCUGGUAACUCUAAUGAACUUAUCCUCUGCAGCAGAGGUAACUCUGGGUCUUCCAUUCCCGUGGCGGUCCUCAUGAGAGCCAGUUUCAUCAUAGCGCUUGAUGGUUUUUGCGACUGCACUUGAAGAAACUUUCAAAGUUCUUGACAUUUUCCGUAUUGGCUGACCUUCAUUUCUUAAAGUAAUGAUGGACUGUUGUUUCUCUUUGCUUAUUUGAGCUGUUCUUACCAUAAUAUGGACUUGGUCUUUUACCAAAUAGGGCUAUCUUCUGUAUACCCCCCUUACCUUGUCACAACACAACUGAUUGGCUCAAACGCAUUAAGAAGGAAAGAAAUUCCACAAAUUAACUUUUAAGAAGGCACACCUGUUAAUUUAAAUGCAUUCCAGGUGACUAUCUCAUGAAGCUGGUUGAGAGAAUGCCAAGAGUGUCUAAAACUGUCAUCAAGGCAAAGGGUGGCUAUUUGAAGAAUCUCAAUUCUGACAUAUAUUUUGAUUUGUUUAACGCUUUUUUGGUUACUACAUGAUUCCAUAUGUGUUAUUUCAUAGUUUUGAUGUCUUCACUAUUAUUCUACAAUGUAAAUUUUUUUUUAAAAAUAAACAAAAACCCUUGAAUGAGUAGGUGUGUCCAAACUUUUGACUGGUAGUUUAAAUAUACACUACCAGUCCCCUGUACCUCAGUUGGUAGAGCAUGGCGCUUGCAACGCCAGGGUUGUGGGUUCGUUUCCCACGGGGGGCCAGUGUGAAAAUGUAUGCACUCACUAACUGUAAGUCGCUCUGGAUAAGAGCGUCUGCUAAAUGACUAAAAUGUAAAAAUAUAUAUACUGUAUAUAUGCUCCGGACUCCGACAUUGCUCGUCCUAAUAUUAUAUAUUUCUUAAUUCCAUUCUUGUACUUUUAGAUGUGUGUGUAUUGUUGUGAAUUGUUAGAUAUUACUGCACUAUUGGAGCUAGGAACACAAGCAUUUCGCUACACCUGCAAUAACAUCUCCUGCAAUAACAUCUGCUAAAUUAAAUUUGAUUUGAUUAUUCUCUGAUAUAAGGUUAUAUAAUAUUGUCUGUUUGUAUAUUGAUGGAUGUAAUGAAUAGUGGCAUGUUUCUCUAUCUUGUUUGUUGAGUCCUGUGGCACUUUUGUAUAGGGUGUUAGAGAAAUUCAAUUACCUUUAUGAAUGAGAACAGGAUGCACUAGUUUUGAGCAAUAUGAUUCAUGCUAUUGUAUGAGUGUAUCAAUGUUUGAACAUUAUUUAAAUACUGUACAAGUAGGCUAUACUGUAAUGGAUAUGUGACUAAGUGAAAUGUGCAUUGAAUUAGCUUAAUAUGCAGAGACAUAACAUGAUUACGAUUGUAAAGUACUGUGCAUUUGCUGAAAUCCAUUUCAUCAAUGUGCUUUAAAAUCCACUUUCAUCAUUGACUGUACUGGAUCAUAGCAAGUUAUAAAUAACACACGUACAUCCCACACACACACAUGACACACCGCCUACACAUACCCACACAAUAUCCUCACAUUUAAAUUCUUCAAUCAGAAGUGCUUGAGGCUAUGAUUGUGCUACUGGUAACUUACCCCAAUAGUAAUGCAGUUUAGUUUGGACUGCUACAUUCUAUCUGACUCAAUGACCAAGACAUGACCAGUGGCAUUACAAAUCCACUGUCACAAUCAUGCAGUCCUCAUGUUUGGCUCUUGACUCUUGGUUAGGCUAUUUAUUUCUUAUUGUGUCAGAUACUGUAUAUUCACUGAAUAGUGCUUGAAAAAACGUCAUAGAUUCCUGGAAUUUUAUACUAAUGUCUGUCUAGAGACGCAUAAGACCAUUUUUGUUAUAGGUAGAUAUAGACAUAGUAGGAAUAGAAAGGUACAGUUGAAGUCGGAAGUUUACAUACACUUAGGUUGGAGUCAUUAAAACAAAUUUUUCAACCACUCCACACAUUUCUUGUUAACAAACUAUAGUUUUGGCAAGUCGGUUAGGACAUCUACUUUGUGCAUGACACAAGUAAUUUUUACAACAAUUGUUUACAGACAGAUUAUUUCACUUAUAAUUCACUUUAUCACAAUUCCAGUGGGUCUGAAGUUUACAUACACUAAGUUGACGGUGCAUUUAAACAGCUUGGAAAAUUCCAGGAAAUGAUGUCAUGGCUUUAGAAGCUUCUGAUAGGCUAAUUUACAUCAUUUGAGUCAAUUGGAGAUGUCCCUGUGGAUGUAUUUCAAGGCCUACCUUCAUACUCAGUGCCUCUUUGCUUGACAUCAUGGGAAAAUCAAAAGAAAUCAGACAAGACCUCCAAAAUUGUAGACCUCCACAAGUCUGGUUCAUCCUUGGGAGCAAUUUCCAAACGCCUGAAGGUACCACGUGCAUCUGUACAAGCAAUAGUACGCAAGUAUAAACACCAUGGGACCACGCAGCUGUCAUACCGCUCAGGAAGGAGACGCGUUCUGUCUCCUAGAGAUGAACGUACUUUGGUGCGAAAAGUGCAAAUCAAUCCCAGAACAACUGCAAAGGACCUUGUGAAGAUGCUGGAGGAAACAGUUACAAAAGUAUCUAUAUCCACAGUAAAACGAGUCCAGACUACGGUUUGCAACUGCACAUGGGGACAAAGAUCGUACUUUUUGGCGAAAUGUCCUCUGGUCUGAUUAAACAAAAAUAUAACUGUUUGGCCAUAAUGGCCAUCAUUAUGUUUGGAGGAAAAAGGGGGUCGCUUGCAAGCCGAAGAACACAAUCCCAACCGUGAAGCACGAGGGUGGCAGCAUCAUGCUGUGGGGGUGCUUUGCUGCAGGAGGGACUGGUGCACUUCACAAAAAAGAUGGCAUCAUGAGGAAGGAAAAUUAUGUGGAUAUAUUGAAGCAACAUCUCAAGACAUCAGUCAGGAAGUUAAAGCUUGGUCGCAAAUGGGUCUUCCAAAUGGAAAAUGACCCCAAGCAUACUUCCAAAGUUGUGGCAAAAUGGCUUAAGGACAACAAAGUCAAGGUAUUGGAGUGGCCAUCACAAAGCCCUGACCUCAAUCGUAUAGAAAAUGUGUGGGCAGAACUGAAAAAGCAUGUGCGAGCAAGGAGGCCUACAAAUCUGACUCAGUUACACCAGCUCUGUCAGGAGGAAUGGGCCAAAAUUCGCCCAACUUAUUGUCGGAAGCUUGUGGAAGGCUACCCAAAACGUUUGACCCAAGUUAAACAAUUUAAAGGCAAUGCUACCAAAUACUAAUUGAGUGUAUGUAAACUUCUGACCCACUGGGAAUGUGAUGAAAUAAAUAAAAGCUGAAAUAAAUAAUUCUCUACUAUUAUUCUGACAUUUCACAUUCUUAAAAUAAAGUGGUGAUCCUAACUGACCAAAGACAGGGAAUUUUUACUAGGAUUAAAUGUCAGGAAUUGUGAAGAACUGAGUUUAAAUGUAUUUGGCUAAGGUGUAUGUAAACUUCUGACUUCAACUGUAGGUAGAGGUAGUUCAGGAUAGGUCAUUAAUCCUAUAAUGAAUGCUGUCUUCCCAAAAUAUACUUAUUUUAGACAGUUAUAGGUAGAUAGAUACAGUAGGUAGAGGUAGAUAUAGGUUAUAGAUAAGUUGAACCUAUAAUGAAUUCUGUCAUGGUGUCUCCUCUUCUCAGGGUCUGUAUGCAGUGGGUAACUUCCAGCCCAGUGAGGACACAUCCAGACAGCAGUCCCAGCCUCCCCCGCUUCGCGUGCCCCCCAGGAGCAACACUGUGCCCAACGUCAGCCAGAGUGCCGGCCGCCACCUGCAGCCCAACAGCCUCAACAGCAUGAACAGCCUAAAUAGUGUGAGCACCGCUGACGGCCUCACCGCGGCCCACCCCGAGACCAUCCUGACCCGGGUGCCCUCCUGCCGCGAGUCCAGCUCCCUGAAUAAUCUGAAGAGGGCCAGCGCCGACUUGGAGUGCAUCACCCCGCCGAGUCCCAUGGGUAAACAGGACAGUCUGGUGACCUUUAACAGUAGCACAUUACCCAGGUCACACGGUGGCUCACUACACGAGGAGCACCGCGUCCCGCGCCGCCACGCCAGCAUCCACUCCUCCAUGGACUCCACGCGCUCCAAGCAGCUGCUGUCUCAGUGGAAGAGCAAGAACGAGAACCGCAAGCUCUCCCUGCAGGUGAUGGACAGCGGGGUGGUGGUCGGACGCCACCAUUCAACGUCCUCCUCCUCCUCGCCUCAGAGGACCAUGGAGCUGAGGUGCAGCUCUGAGCCGUCCGCCAUGGGCCUGGAGGCGGAGCUCCGUGCUCAGGGACACAUCCCCGCUCAGUACAUGAAGCUAGCAGCCAGCACUGUGCCGCUGUCCAACCACCUCCCCCACAACGGUGGCAGCAGCGGCCUGGCUGGGGGGGCCCGCGUCUCCAUCCAGUCCCGGCCAGGCUCCUCCCAGCUGGUCCACAUCCCAGAGGAGACGCAGGAGCACGUCAACAGCGGCACCUCCAGUAGGGAGGACGAAGAUGACGACGACAGGGAGGAUAACUAUGGCGGCGGUGGGAUUCCUGGCGGGGGAGGCUCGGUUCGCUCCAAGUGGCUGAAGGAGGGCGCCCCCUGCAGGACUAACAGUCUAACUAACCAGCCACGCAUCAUGCAGGUCAUCACCAUGUCCAAGCAGCAGGGUCUGCUCCAGCACGGCAGCCCCAAGAGCUCUGAGGACGGCAGCGUGGUCAGCUGCACAGGCUCCAUCCGUUACAAGGCCCUGACGGACCAGGAGCCCGGCCAGGGCAUUGUGAGGGUGGAGGCCCACCCAGAGAACAAGCCUGUGAUUAAGCCUCCGGACGGCAGUGGCUCCUGGAGGUGGAAGCCCCAGGAGCAGCGUGGCAGCAUCCGCCAGGCCUUCGAGCUCAACGACCUCAACCGCGACUCGGAGAGCUGCGACUCACUCAAGGACGGCUACGGCUCCUUCGAUGGCAGGAGAAGCCAAACGGGCACCGACACCGGCAGCGAGCAUGGCGGUGGCGGUGGGGCCGCGGGAGGCGGUCACCCCCACGUGCACCACCCUCACUACCACCACCACCACCACCCCCACCAAGGCAUCACCACCAUCCGUGUGACCCCUGUGGAGGGACUAGGAGGAGGCAGCGAGGCCACCUCUGAGACCCUCUCCAUCGCCUCCAGCAGGGAGUCCACCCUGCGGAGAAAAGGCAACAUCAUCCUGCUCCCGGAUAGAGGUCCGAGUCCGGACAACUCCAGGAACUAUUUCAAAGGGACCUCCCCCACACCAACCCCCACCCUGGGACUGGCCCAUAGAGAGUGA
Molecule: messenger RNA, 22965 nt
Organism: Coregonus sp. 'balchen'
Lineage: Eukaryota; Metazoa; Chordata; Actinopteri; Salmoniformes; Salmonidae
Source: the annotation of a GenBank genome assembly